This is a messenger RNA of Rodentolepis nana, 732 nucleotides long. The record is from the annotation of a GenBank genome assembly. NCBI's taxonomy places the organism in Eukaryota, Metazoa, Platyhelminthes, Cestoda, Cyclophyllidea, Hymenolepididae.
UUGAAAAAUCCCACAGAUAAUAACGUCAAUACAACCGCCGUCAAUCGCCACUUCAUCGAACCUCAUCACCAUCGUCAGCAACAAUGUUCCACCCCCAACCAAGACACUUCGCUACAUCAAGACACAGUUGGCAAGAAGCCACGAAAGGCAAGAACUGCAUUUACUGAUUCACAAUUGAGCGAAUUGGAGAGGAAUUUUGAAUCGCAAAAGUACCUUAGUGUGCAGGAUCGAAUCCAAUUAGCCAAUCGAUUGAAGUUGAAUGACACUCAAGUGAAGACCUGGUAUCAAAACAGAAGGACAAAAUGGAAGCGACAGACUGCAGUCGGUUUAGAACUUCUUGCAGAAACAGGGAAUUUCAUGGCUGUUAAACAAAUCCUCCAGACCAAUCCCUAUUGGGCCUUUCAUCCAGCAACUGAAUCUAUUCUUGCCAACAUGGAAGCCAUUGCUAAGCAACAGGCUUCUCAAGCUAAUGAAAGUACUCCCUCAGUCACUUCUCCCAUAACGAAUCAUAGCCCAUCAGUACCUAUUGGUGAUCCGCUCUCUCAAAACUAUGAAAACAACUCAAAGUCUGGAGAUUAUAAAAUCUCACUACAGGCCGAUGAUGCUCUGCGCCAGUUCAUUCAAUCAUUGCUAGCCUCUCCAAACACCAAUCUGCUUGCAAUGCCACAACUCGCCCUCAGUCAAUGGCCUGGACCAAUAAUGACGUCUUCAUCUCAGAGUUUCCCGUAUUAA